AUGCGAUCUUUGUCGAGUUCCUCCGGUGGAUUAUAUAUAAGUGCCCCCGGGAAGAUUAUUUUAUUUGGUGAACACGCUGUUGUUUAUGGAAGAACGGCAGUUGCUGGCUCUAUAGACUUGCGCACUUACGUUAGCCUAUUCACUUCGGCGGAUGGCAGGAUAUAUUUGUCAUUACCUGCUCUUGGUGUUGAAAAAACUUGGUUACUAAAGGAUCUUUUGAGAGCUGGAGAACGUCUUUCUGAAUACACGGUUGACGACGGGUCGCCACCAUCCCUCGAAUUACUUGUGCCUAUAGCGCGAAAACUAAGCGGAUCAUGCGAAGAUCAAUGUGGUGUACAACAUUUGGCAAUAUUAGCUUUCUGGUAUCUUCUUCUCGGUGUUGUGCAACGAAAAAAGGAUAUUCUUGCCGUAAAAGUUACUAUUCGCUUCAAACUUCCCUCUUGUGUUGGUCUGGGCUCGUCAGGAGCAUACUGUGUUUGCGUUGCAGCUGCACUGCUGCAAACAGCUGGCUUGAUUCCUGCCCCAUCAAUCCCUGUAAAUGACGAAGGAUCACUGACAUGGGAAGACCAUCAUCUAGACAUGAUCAGAAAAUGGUCAGCUGCAGCUGAGUCACUGAUACAUGGGCGAGCUUCUGGACUUGAUGCGGCCGUUUGCACUUACGGUGGUGUUGCAUGUUUUAAACCUGGGACAUGUAUUCAACAUUUAAGGAAUCUUCCCGACCUCAGGGUAAUAUUGGUCAAUUCGAGAGUUGAAAGAAAUACUUCACGAAUGGUACAAACAGUGAAGGAGCGGUUGAAGAAGUUCCCGGAUGUUGUUGAAUCAAUUUUCAAUGCUAUCGAUGCUAUCUCACGUGAUGCGGCAAGAAUUCUGCAUCGUCCACCAGAAGAAAAUGGUGGCGACGAAAGGGUUUCAAAUGGUGGUAAUAGUAAUAACUCAGUUAUUACGGCUUGUGCCGAUGGUGAACAUCAAUCUUUGCAAUCUAGUGGACAUUCUCAGCAACAUCAACAGCCGACUAGUGGAGUACAUUUACCGAAAGAGAGCUCUUAUGCUGCUGGUGGUAAACGUAAUAGUAACGCUUCCGCAACUAGUGGUACUUCGGGUGCUAAUUCGGAGAAACAUGAGCGAGGACAGCUUGCCGAUUCCUUUUCCAAGCUCAAUGAUUUAUGUCGAAUAAACAAUCAGUUACUAAUUGCACUUGGUGUUGGUCAUCCAAAAAUUGACCAGAUUUGCACAUUACUUGCACGGUAUGGAAUACAUCCAAAAAUGACUGGUGCUGGUGGUGGUGGAAGCGUUUUUGCUUUCUUAAAACCAGAUACGUCAGCAACUGUGUUAUCAAUGAUCAAAGAUGAACUGACAAAACUGGAUUAUGAAUUGUGGCAACCUCCGCUUGGUGGUCCAGGAGUUAUUUGUCAUAAUAGUAAGCCUGAUCUCUUUGUUGUGCCUAGCACAAUGAUUGCAACACCGAGCGAUUCGUCGUCCCACUCAACUCCUUCGCUUUAUCUCCAUGACAAAAAGAUUACGAACUGA
Brugia pahangi is the source of this 1527-nucleotide messenger RNA. The record is from the annotation of a GenBank genome assembly. Lineage: Eukaryota; Metazoa; Nematoda; Chromadorea; Rhabditida; Onchocercidae.